UUGUCCGUCAAUGACGCGUAAUCGUUCGUAACAUCUGUCUUGGUUAUUAUAGCGCCGAAUGUGAUAGCCUACACAGUAUCAGCAAACAGAAAACGAACAUCUGAACAAGCCUAUCGUUGGAUAUGGGGCAAAUGUAUAGGAAAUUCGUAGCAUUUGGACUCUGAACCGUAGGAUUUAAUUGGCACGUCAAUGUGUAUUGGAGAAGUUAUUAGAUAUAAGGGGCCGUUCACAACAAACACGUCCUUGUGCUUAGACGUAGCGCCACGAACGCAGAUGUCUCGAGACGCGUUUUUAACAGUUGACUGUGUUUUUAACUGCACACGCGUCUAAAGACGCGGCGCAGCGUUCAAAGACGUCCUUCUAGCGCAUGUUUAAAUAGGAAUACAACUGGAAACAGCCGGAACAGACGCAACACCGUGUUCGGCGUGAACUGCCCCUAAGACUUGCAUGCUGAUUUGGACCGAUAGGGCCACUACCCCUAUCGCACAUAGUCUGAAACGUCAUCAACAUUUUCCUGUAUUUAAAUAGUCGAGAGAGGAGGUCAUUGCUGAAAUAAAAAAGAACGCCGGUCUAUUAAGAGAAACUGAGGGAAUUACAGACAAGUGAAGAUUUUCUAGAUUAGGCUACAUAAAUGGGGGAUUACGGCUUUGGAGUCCUGGUUAAAAACAAUGCUGCAAACAAAUCAGUUUUCCCAGUAAGAAUUCAUCCACACUUGCAGCAUACGGUCCACCACCAGACCGCUCCUCCAAGCCCCCCAGCCUUCAUCAGCAACAACAACAACACUAUCAGUGGUGGAAGUGUAGGGUCCACUUGGCUCUUCUCUGCUGUGGCGACCCACUCUAACAUGCAAGAUGAUAUUUUAGAGUCUGUGACGUCCAAAGCUCAGCAGCAAGGAAGCCAAGAAGAACAAGACAAGCAGACACUCUCUCCACCAGGUCACCAAGAAACACCAGGAAUCAUAUCAGAGUUGGACAACACCAUGCCAGAGGAGAUUCAGCUGGAGAAAGGGACCAUGGAGAAUGGUAAUGGAAAGGAGGGUCUGCUUCUUGAAUCUCCAGUGCUAUCAGGGUUUGAUUAUCAGGAGUCAUCAAGCAUUGGUACUUUAGCCCAGUCCAGUAGCACUUCCUCAUCAUCCCUUACUGGCUUCAGCAGCUGGUCCACUGCUAUCCCACCCAACCCCUCCACCUUGAUCGAAGAGGUUGGCUUUUUCAAUCAGGCUGCUACUACUAACAAUGCUCCUCCACCACUGCUAUUUCAAAGUUUCUCUCACCACACCAGUACAGGAUUUGGGGGUAGUUUCUCCCACCAGAUAGGGCCUCUAUCUCAGCACCAUCCAUCUCCUCAUCCUCACUUCCAGCACCCUCAUAAUCCGCACCGGAGGUCCUCGGCCAGCCCCCACCCACCCCACUUCUCCCACCGCAGUGCUGCUUUCAAUCAGCUUCCCCAUUUGGGGAAUAACCUAAGCAAGCCUCCCUCCCCUUGGGGAAGCUAUCAGAGCCCCUCCUCCACCCCUUCUUCAACUUCUUGGAGCCCAAGUGGAGGGUAUGGAGGUUGGGGAGGCUCUCAGGGCCGGGAGUAUCGUAGGGGGUUGAAUGGAGGGGGCAAUUCUCUCAACUCAAACUCGCCUUUAAAUAAGUCUUUCCCAAAUAACCAGACCCCCACACAGAAGUAUCCCCGCAACAACUCCAGUUUCAACACUAAACCCUGGAUGGAGGAUACCAUUAACCGCAAUGAUGGGAUCUUUCCAUUUCAGGAGCGCAGUCGAUCCUUUGAUGGCUUCAGCAUGCACUCUCUUGAGAACUCCCUGAUUGACAUCAUGAGAGCUGAGCAGGAUUCCUUUAAAGCAAGGAAUUACGGGAGGCGACGAGGUCACUCAUCCUUGUUUCCCAUGGAGGAUGAGCGGAAUUUUGGAGAAGAUGAGAGGUCUGAUCAGAGCCUGAGUGGUCUGGGCUCACCACAUAGUUUCCCUCACCAGAAUGGUGAACGCAUUGAGCGCUAUUCUCGCAAGGUCUUUGUUGGUGGUCUUCCUCCGGAUAUAGAUGAAGAUGAGAUCACUGCAAGUUUCCGACGUUUUGGACAUUUGUUUGUGGACUGGCCACACAAAGCAGAAAGUAAAUCUUACUUCCCACCGAAAGGGUAUGCGUUUCUUCUGUUCCAAGAUGAGAGCUCUGUCCAGGCACUGAUUGACGCCUGUAUGGAAGAGGAUGGGAAGUUUUAUCUUUGUGUCUCUAGUCCUACAAUCAAAGACAAGCCGGUCCAGAUACGACCCUGGAAUCUGAAUAACAGUGACUUUGUGAUGGAUGACUCUCAGCCCCUUGACCCCAGGAAGACCAUCUUUGUUGGGGGAGUUCCACGGCCUCUACGAGCUGUGGAGCUGGCAAUGAUAAUGGACAGACUCUACGGUGGAGUGUGCUAUGCUGGCAUUGACACUGACCCUGAGCUGAAGUAUCCAAAAGGGGCUGGACGGGUGGCCUUUUCCAAUCAACAGAGCUACAUUGCUGCUAUCAGUGCUCGCUUCGUGCAACUGCAACAUGGAGAGAUCGAUAAACGGGUGGAAGUGAAGCCAUAUGUACUGGAUGACCAGCUUUGUGAUGAGUGUCAGGGUACACGUUGUGGGGGAAAGUUUGCUCCUUUCUUCUGUGCUAAUGUCACCUGUCUCCAGUACUACUGUGAAUACUGCUGGGCAGCCAUUCACUCGCGUGCCGGACGGGAGUUCCACAAGCCUCUAGUGAAGGAGGGAGGGGACCGGCCUCGUCACAUCUCCUUCCGCUGGAACUGAUCCUGGAGGUCAAGGCUGUGCUAUUUGUAUAAAUGCACUUUUCAUUUUGCUAAGUCCUUUUUAUUUAGAGUUCUUUUUAAGUCUAAAUUGUAUUUAUAUUAAGUUUUUAAUUUUUUUUGCAGAAGAGAAUGCUAAAAGAAAAUUACGUUAUCCUGAUUUUUGUUGAAAAGCUAUAUUGGUGCGCAUGAAGACUUGAAUGCAUUAGAUUUAAAAAUAUAGAUGUUUAGCCUGACUUGACUCUGGAUUACUGUUUUAUCAUUAUUCUUGUGGCACCUCAUCAACUGUUUGUAAUGGAUCACAUUUUCACUUAGAAGACCAUGCACAAAGAGGUAGGAAAUUAAAAGGCUCAUACAUCCAUUGAAUGACUUUUAAUAAUUACUAUUUCAGUCUAGUCUUAAAUGGUUGCAUGGCAAAAUGAGGAAAAAAAAAAAGCGCCAUGACGUUUAGCAGGACAUCACAGCCUAUUGGUUCUGCUGGAUGAGUUACAUGGAAUGGUUCUAACAUGUGAGGCAGUUGUUCUACUUAAGGCAUCUGUAUCAAAUUCUCAUACUAGCAACACUCAGACACUUUUAAGAUACUGGCUUACAUGUUUUAGAGCACUAAAACAAAGUAAUAGCUAACUUUGGUGAAAUCAAGCAUAGCCACCACAAGACCUGAGGCUAAAGAACUAAGAGUAGAAACAGUCAUAUGGUUUGUGAUUUGUGUCUUGCCUUGUUACACAAGUUUUAGUCGGCAAACCAAAGAUGAGCUUUAGAGAUGUCUAUAUCAUGGAGAUUUACAAAUAUGGUAGAAAGCAUACAGGCUUCAUUGGUUUGGUAGACAAAGAAAAACAUUGAAUUCUUGUAGAGGUUUUGGCAGUAACUUUGAGUCAUUGGGAUUUUGUGCUAAAAGCUAGCUCAAUAUUGUAGUAUUUACUAACAGGAAAUGUCCAUGUGUUGCAUUGAUAGUGUUUUAAUGCAUGGGUUUUGCCAUGAAUUUAUUGGUGUUCUAACUGAGCAUUGCAGGAGCUGAGCAGCACAUUUCAAAGAAUUUAACAAAUAUUAUUUUUUACAUGGUCUGCUGAUUUUUGUACUGUGUUUUAUAGCUGAUUUUGUCAUGGUGUAAAAAAACACAUUAUGCACUACUUUUCUAAAUAUUGUUUUUCAUGUCACCUUUUUUUCCACAAAUGGUUGUGAUAACUUGUUUUGUUUUUCACUUGUUGAAUAUAGAUUUGUAUCUUUUGUUACUAAGUGAUAUGAUUAUAGGAAGAAAAGUCUAAUAUAAUUUUUUUGGUUGAAGAUUUUAUGUAUUUGCGUGCUGAAAACCCUAAUAUAUAUAUAUAUAUAUAUUAGUUUACUUUAUUGUUAAAACAAAUAUCUAAUAAUUGCAAAACGCAAAGGUUUUUUUUUUUUUUUUUAAUGUAUCUUAAUGGACAAAGUAAAUAUUGAAUCUAGUAUGACAAAAAAAAAACCUGAAAAUGUUUGGUACAUGUAGAAAUAUAUACGUAUCCAGUACCUGCUAUCACGAUACUUCCCUCAUUACUGGGUAUUGAAAAUAAAUAAUGAAACAUUUAAAUUAGGGUAGUGUUAGGACGCACCUUUUAUCACAAUGAUGAAUGUUCCACGUUGAAAUGUCAGUGUUUAUUAUUAUGUAUAUUUCUGAGAGGCCAACAAGGUUAAUUUAGUUUUUAGAUUUUUAUUAGCUAAAUUAAGGAUGUUUAUGAUUUUGAUGUUAAUAGUAAUUUAGUUUCAACCCUUUUUCCCAGAUUGUGGUCUAUACAUUACAUUUUCAGUUAUGUACCUUACUCAUGCACAAGCUGUGCAUACUCUUCACUUUAAUGUGUGUACUAGUUAGCAAAGGAAAAGAAGCAUUCAGGAACACUGAUGGAAAGAUUUGGGUGAUUAAUCACAUAUUGAUUCAGGGUUUACAUGAAUACACUUUCAAAAUACUGACAGCGAGAUCUGUGCAAUACAUUUUUACCCUGAGAUAUUUGCAGUGUACUUCUAAUAUCAUCACAUACUGUGUGCAAAUCCAAGAAUUCUAACCUCACCUCACAAUAUCGCCUUUAGCUAUUAAAACCUUUACCAUUCUCUGAUUUAUAUAGUAAACUGUACCACUGAAAUUGCAGAUGUUUUUACUUUUAUGUAUUCACAUAUUUUCCUACUUAAUUUCAUGCUACUGUGAUUACAAUGUAAAUAUUAAGUGAAUACUGUUUUAAACAUUUACUGAUAUAUUUUUUAUUGGAAUGUAAUACUUGUCAUUUUAAUUUUUGAUCAGUAAAUCAGUACACUUCAUAGAUUUUCUAGUUUUAAUAAUCACUAUUGUGCUUCAUGUCUACAGAAGGAUAAGAAAAAUGUCAGAAUAUUCUCUAUGUAACUGGUUAUUUAAAUUUAACAUAGUUUAUAUCUGUGUAUGGGAAGGUGUAUUUAUCAAUAGAUUUUUAUAAAAGGAAUAAUUUCUUUGCUAUGUCAUUUUAUAAGUUUUAAUUUGAUAUAUUUUAAAUCCAUAAAUAGUUAUGUAAAGAAAAAUAUUUUAUGGUUGGGUUAGUCAUACGUGUGCUUUGGUAGUUUUGUCAAUUAUUUGCAGUUAAAUAUUUAUAACAGAAUGCGUAAUUUUGAAGUAUUUGUAAUGUGAAAUGUUGAAUGAAUAAACUUGAUG
Xyrauchen texanus (razorback sucker) is the source of this 5416-nucleotide messenger RNA. It is a transcript of the gene cpeb4a, whose product is annotated as cytoplasmic polyadenylation element binding protein 4a. Gene Ontology annotation, molecular function: mRNA 3'-UTR binding; translation factor activity, RNA binding; ribosome binding. Lineage: Eukaryota; Metazoa; Chordata; Actinopteri; Cypriniformes; Catostomidae. The coding region runs from base 632 to 2779 and encodes 715 amino acids. Gene Ontology annotation, biological process: negative regulation of cytoplasmic translation. The record is from RefSeq and is a predicted model, not a curated record. Gene Ontology annotation, cellular component: cytoplasm; nucleus; neuron projection. The transcript is spliced from 10 exons.